UGCAGGAUUGCCUUUCAGACAAGACCUCCUCACAGCUGUUGAUAGCUGUCCAAUCUUUCCCCAUGUGACCCCACUGCAUGCCUCCUCUCCCCUCUCCCCUCUCCAAUUGAUGAGAGAGAGAGAAAGGACAUUUUCAAGAUUGUUAAGAAUUUUCCUUAUAAUAUUGUCAGUGGCAGCCAUGAGAUCAAAAGAAAGAAAGAUUGCCCUUUUAAUGAUGAUGAUGUUCUUGUUCUUCUUCUUGAUGUUCUUGUGUCUUUCUUCCCUCCAUCUCCUUACACUCUCUCCAACAUUACAUUGUCAAUCCAUUUUCUGAUAUUUACAUAAACAUAUGUUAUAUAAUGGUUUUGUAAGAGAUUGUUUUAUAAAUUUCUCUUCUUGAUUUCCUUGAAUUAUAUCUUUUUUUGUGUCAUUUGGGAUUGUUGCAUUAUUGUUGUCAUUAUAGCAUUUGGUAAUGGCACAAUUACCUCCAAAAAUACCAAACGUGACACCAAGUUGGCCCGAUUUUUCUCAUAAAAAAUUACCAAUAAUUGGCAUUAUGGAGACAUCACCACCCCGUGAUGCUAAUAUCAUCACCGCCAUUGUUACAAACCCUUCGUGGGUUGACGAAUUUCUCGGCUUCUCGUCGACGAGACGUGGGACACAUAGGAGGUCGGUGAGUGACUCCAUUGCAUUCCGGGAAGAAGCACCAACGAUGUUAGAGAAAUGUCGUGCCACGGGUGCACCGGGAUUAGGGUCGGGACAUAACAGCAGCACUGACUUUGACAAGUUUGAUGAUGAACAGCUUAUGUCCAUGUUUAACGAUGAUAUCUCCAAUGCCGUGGCAGCUCCUAAUUCUAGCUCCACACCUUCUUCGCCGUCUGAUCACAACAGCAUUAAUGAUGAGAAAGAAGCUAUAGUAGUGGCGUCUAAGCAUAAGCAGCAGCAGAAGGUGAGGAAUGAGAAUGAUGAAGGGCAAAGUCCAUCUGAAUGGGAGACACCGACUACUGUCCCAACUGCCACCGAUCCUGCUGCUACUUCUAAUGAACGGAAAAUCGAUCCCAGGAGAGUUAAGAGAAUCUUGGCAAACAGACAAUCUGCUCAAAGAUCACGGGUGAGAAAGCUGCAGUACAUAUCUGAGCUUGAACGCUGUGUAACAUCAUUGCAAGGUGAAGUUUCAGUGUUGUCACCAAGGGUUGCAUAUCUAGACCAUCAAAGGUUGCUUCUAAAUGUUGACAACAGUGCUCUUAAGCAAAGAAUCGCUGCACUGGCUCAAGAUAAGAUUUUCAAAGAUGCUCAUCAAGAAGCAUUGAAGAGGGAAAUAGAGAGGCUAAGGCAAGUGUACCAUCAACAGAACCUCAAGAUGGAAAAUACUUCACCACCAUCAGCAUCAUCAACCCCAUCAAAUGACCCCACAACUCCUACUACCGAUAAAGAACAGCAGCUAUUUCAAGUUUAGGUCUAUCCAGUGAUUUUCUCAAGAAAUGGUACGGUGAAAAGUAAAUUCUCUUUAGCAUUGGACAGCAGGAAAAUGGUACAAAGUGACAUAUGAUUUCAUUAUCAUACUAGUCCUUACAAAAUAAUGAAGAAAAUAUUGGAACA
Populus trichocarpa (black cottonwood) is the source of this 1578-nucleotide messenger RNA. RefSeq names its product basic leucine zipper 61. The coding region runs from base 452 to 1435 and encodes 327 amino acids. Gene Ontology annotation, biological process: positive regulation of DNA-templated transcription. Gene Ontology annotation, molecular function: DNA binding; DNA-binding transcription factor activity. NCBI's taxonomy places the organism in Eukaryota, Viridiplantae, Streptophyta, Magnoliopsida, Malpighiales, Salicaceae. Gene Ontology annotation, cellular component: nucleus. The record is from RefSeq and is a predicted model, not a curated record. The transcript is spliced from 4 exons.